UUUCUCUCUCUCAUCACUCUUCAUCACCCAUUCUCCUCACAAUCAAUCAAAUCUCUCUCCAAGAAACCAUAAAAAUAUUCCUUCAUAAAACUUCAAGAAAAACCAAAGUUAACAAACACUACCAUUUGUUCUUCUUUAUCAAUUUUCUUGAUCAAGAUUCAAUCUUUCUUCACACCCAAGAUUUUCUUGGCCCAAAACACUUCAUUUCACUUCAACCCCAUAUCACAUUUACAAAGAAAAGAUCAUUUUUUUAUUAUAAAAAAAAAAAAAAAAAAACUGUGCUAAAAAAUCAAGAUUUGUAUGUUUGAUGAAUAUGAAGUUAUCUUCAUCAUCACAUAUGGAUAAUAUCCCAUCAACACCAGGCAAAUUCAAGAUGGAAAAAACCUAUAGAUACAGAUGGCAAUAUGCAUCUUUUGCAAAACUUACAUUUUGGACUAUUAUAUUCUUGGGUUUAAUCCUUGUUUUCUUCUUCAAAUCACCACCAAACUCAUCAUCAUCAUCAUCGUCAAUGGCAUCAGAAGAUCUUUCAAGAAGAUCAUUAAAGACUCAAUCUUGGGGAGGACCCGGAUGGGAAAAACGGGUCAAAUCAUCUGCCAAGAUCCGAACAACAAAUGGGUUAUCAGUGUUAGUCACCGGAGCAGCAGGGUUCGUCGGAACUCAUGUCAGCGCCGCCUUGAAACGCCGUGGAGAUGGUGUGUUGGGGAUUGACAAUUUCAACAAUUAUUAUGACCCUUCUUUGAAAAGAGCUAGGCAAGCAUUGUUGGAAAGAAGUGGGAUAUAUAUCGUUGAAGGCGAUAUAAACGACAUCGUUUUGGUAACGAAAUUAUUUGAAUUAGUCCCUUUUACUCAUGUUAUGCAUUUAGCUGCACAGGCUGGUGUUAGAUAUGCAAUGCAGAAUCCUAGUUCUUAUGUUCAUAGUAAUAUUGCUGGUUUAGUUAAUCUUUUAGAAGUUUGUAAAAAUGCUAAUCCACAGCCUGCAAUUGUUUGGGCAUCAUCUAGUAGUGUUUAUGGACUAAAUACUAAGACACCCUUUUCCGAAAAAGAUAGGACUGAUCAGCCUGCUAGUUUAUAUGCUGCCACAAAAAAAGCCGGUGAAGAGAUUGCGCAUACGUAUAAUCAUAUAUAUGGAUUGUCUUUAACUGGUUUGAGGUUCUUUACUGUUUACGGACCUUGGGGUAGGCCGGAUAUGGCUUAUUUCUUUUUUACUAGGGAUAUUUUGAAAGGAAAGUCGAUACAAAUCUUUGAAGGUGCUAAUCAUGGUACGGUGGCUCGUGAUUUUACUUACAUUGAUGAUAUCGUGAAAGGUUGUUUGGGUGCUUUGGAUACUGCUGAAAAGAGUACAGGAAGUGGCGGGAAGAAGAAAGGGAAUGCGCAGUUGAGGGUUUUUAAUUUGGGGAAUACUUCACCGGUUCCUGUAUCAGAUCUUGUUAGUAUUUUGGAAAGAUUGUUGAAAGUGAAGGCGAAAAGGACUGUGAUGAAGUUGCCUAGAAAUGGUGAUGUUCCGUUUACACAUGCGAAUAUUAGUUAUGCUAGAAAGGAGUUUGGAUAUAAGCCCACAACAGAUCUUCAAACGGGUUUGAAGAAGUUUGUGAGGUGGUAUGUUAGUUACUAUGGUCCUGGGAAGAAGAACGAUCAUUGAAUGCUCAUGCACGUGGAUUAAAAUUUCAAAAGAUUUGGUAAAGGUAUUAUCAAAUACUUGAAUUUGGUAUUCACAUGAUUGAUUAUGUUCAUCUUUGUGAUCUUUGUUUUCAUAUAUCGUAAUGAUGAUAAGGAGAGUUAAAAAAGGAAGAAAUCCCACGAUGAAGAAUUGAUUUUUGUGAUAUGUACCGAAAGAGAGUAAGAAUAUGUGUUUUCUUUUUACUUGUGGAAAUGUAAUUGUUGUAGCUUCAUUAUUGUAGAAUUCAUGGCUAAGAGAAGAAAUUUGCUUCAUUUGGUGGGAGUUGUAUCAUUUAUGGAAUUCAAAUAAAUAGAACACAAUAGUUUGAGAUUUUUUGUUCAGAUUUGACUUCAAAUAAUGGAUCAUGGAUGUUAUCAGUUUGUUGAUUCGA
Messenger RNA from Erigeron canadensis, 2048 nucleotides. RefSeq names its product UDP-glucuronate 4-epimerase 3-like. The record is from RefSeq and is a predicted model, not a curated record. The transcript has a single exon. Bases 308 to 1639 code for a protein of 443 amino acids. Lineage: Eukaryota; Viridiplantae; Streptophyta; Magnoliopsida; Asterales; Asteraceae.